Molecule: messenger RNA, 3796 nt
Organism: Poecilia reticulata (guppy)
Lineage: Eukaryota; Metazoa; Chordata; Actinopteri; Cyprinodontiformes; Poeciliidae
Gene: cdh26.1
Product: cadherin 26, tandem duplicate 1
Biological process (GO): homophilic cell-cell adhesion; cell-cell junction assembly; cell morphogenesis
Cellular component (GO): adherens junction; plasma membrane; catenin complex
Molecular function (GO): beta-catenin binding; calcium ion binding; cadherin binding
Source: RefSeq, a predicted model, not a curated record
UCUAAAUGCGAUUGUACUCUUCUGACUCACGAUUUUCCACCCCUCAUUUUAAUCCCUCAUUAUUAUUAGUGAGCCUCAAUUUUUCACCACCAAAUAAGGAGAAAUGCACUGAAAAACACUUCUGUGGUGCUUUCUAGCCUCUAGCUGAUCAUAAAUAACAUUAUGCCACGUAGUAGUUCUGCACACUGUACAGCACCUGAUCUUGAGCAAUACUUUGAGGAGUGCAUUGACUGCCUGAAGCCAGAGUUUCUGAAGUUAUGAUCCCUUUUAUUUUCUUACCUGGAGAUUAUUUUCACCCAGGCAUGCCAAUGCAAAACUAAGAAUUUGCUGAUUGUUGACAGGAUUUCUAUGAAAGCGCUAUCUAAGCCAAAUUACUCUCAUUCAAAAACAGUUGAUAUUUGUAUUGUUGCAUGGUAUGGGAUUACAGCAGUUUAACAACAGGGAGACUAGGAACAGUAUUUUUAACAAGAAAAGUUGUUUUUAUUGAAGGUAAGGUUUGGAUUUCGCCUGUACCAACGAGCAAACAUUUCAAACUUAAAAUAUUUUAAAAGCAUUUUGUGUACUAGACAAGAUAAAUUACCCCCAAAAAGGUAGAAAAGGGAGAGUCAUUUUAAAACAUAAACUAAAAACUGUAUUAAGACAAAGCGAAUGUGACAUAAACUGACAAGAAAAACGCACACCAGCAAACGCAGAAGAGUUUUUGGAGAAAUUGCAAUGAUUUAGAAAAAGCUUAAUUAUUAUCAAACGAUGUUUUUGGUUUUGUGGAGCUUAAGCAAAACGAUCAUCAUUGUUACAAGAAAUUAAAUAAAAUCAAACGACAUUUACAGUGUGUCUGUGUUUUCACAUAAAUUAACUUCACAAAGUCUGGGACCAAUGACGGCUGAACAAUUGCCAAAAUCUAAAGACAUAUAGCAUACACUUCGAAAACAGGUCCGGUUGAGAACAAUGUGGCUGCGUGAGAAAAGCCAUGAGCAUAAAAACCAUAAACUUCCCUGGAGCUUAACUGAGAGGUAGGCGUACUCUAGAUUAUUAUUAUUAUGUUCAGUUGCUUUAGGACAACUCCCAGGUUAAUUUAAAGUGAAAAUGAAUGAUAACCCAACAUGAACAGCAUACAAACAAACCUGUUUCUGUAUCUGUCUGAACUUCCUUGACUUGAAUUUAUGUUUCUAACAUAAAUGCACUAUCAUACGUUUGUGAUUACCAGUUCAGAACAUCAUAAGUAGCAGAAAUUCUCCACAUUCGAUACAGAAUCUGAGAAGUAUUGUUUUAAAAAUACAGACAAUCAAUAUACAGGUAUAUGGCCUUAACAGAUUUUAGGAAACAAGCCCAGAUUACUGAAAAUGCAAAAAUAUAGAUAAAGAUUUCUCAUAACAAACCAUUAACUAUUCAAAUGAGAUAAUCUAGCAGGAAGAAUCCCCUUUCUACUAUGCCAACUGGAAAUGUUUCAUACCAAACUAAGAUGUUUUUGUGGUUUCUUACCGAGUCACUGCAAAGAUCCAAACUUUGUGGGUUGGACCACAAAGCACUAUAUAUCAAGUAGCCUCUGCAACAGACACUCCCAUCAGAGAGGAAAGGAAUUAGCGAGAAGCAUGAUGAGGAGCCUUUCCCCGCUUCUGUUGGUUGCAUUAACUGUCUUUGGAGGAAGUACUGAGGGCAGUGAGCGCCAUAAACAAGCUAAACAGGAAUCAUUGUCACGUUCCAAAAGAAGAUGGGUCCUGUCUACCAUAGAACUAGAAGAGGAAAUGGACGUUAAAUACCCGUACAAAAUUUCUACGAUGCACAAUCUUAAGACAGUAGAGCAAGAAUACGAGUUUGAAAUAAAAGGAGACGGUGUGAACGAAGGACUGUUCAGCAUUAAUAAAACAAGUGGAGAAGUCUACGUACAUAGGCGCCUCGACAGGGAAAAGAAGAGCUCCUAUCAYAUCACAUUUGAUAUCCUGGACAAAAGAACAAGGGAAAGAAUUGACAGAGAUCUAUCUUUUGAUGUGGAUGUAAAAGACAUAAACGACAACGUACCGCAGUUCCCUAAAGACUUUCAGAAAAGUUACGAUGUGAAGGAAAAUACGAAAGAAGUGCCAGUGUCCAUUAACGUUGCAGACGAGGAUCAGCCAGGCACAAUCAACUCAWCAGUCGUGGUCACUGUGGCUAAACAAAGCCCAGCUGAACCAAAGAUUGGAGUAAAGAAAMWUAMUGACAGAGUACAUCAACUCGUAACUGAAGGAUGCUUUGACUAUGAUAAAGAAAAACAGUACUCAAUUGUUAUUAUUGCAUCAGAUCUUGGAAAGYCGCCCCUUUCCAGUACUGUGACUGUUACACUCAAUGUUAUUGACACAAACACUCAUCCACCACAGUUUAAGAAGAGACAGUAUGAAGCUGAGGCUGUGGAAAUGCAAACCCCUGAUGAUAUUUUAAGAGUUGCAGUAGAGGACAAGGACACUCCCAACACUGACGGCUGGCGAGCCAAGUACUACUUUAUCAGUGGCAAUGAAGAUGGAAUCUACAAAAUUACCACUGACCCUAAAACAAAUGAAGGGAUCAUUGGUGUUGUCAAGGCGAAGAAUUUUGACAUAACCACCUUGGUAAAACUGCAAAUCGGAGUUGAGAAUGUUGAAGCUUUAACAGUCUGUAAAGAUGGAAAAUUAAUUAAAGAUUUAAGAAGCCUUCCACCAAAAGAUUCUGUCAGCAUCACAGUGAAAAUGGUUGACACUAAUGACCCUCCGGUGUUUGAAAACUUGACAGCUGAGGUAUACCAGACAGAGGAAUCAGAGAAAGGACAGGUGCUGUAUACUCCUAAGGUUAACGAUGACUCCCCUAACAUCAGGUUUGAAAAGUUAGAAGACCCUGCUAAUUGGGUGACUAUUGAUGAAAAAACAGGAACAAUCACAACAAUUGAGAAGAUGGAUAGAGAAUCACCCCAUGUGGAUCAGAACAGUACUUACAGAAUUGUUGUUGCUGCCAUAGAUGAUGGUUCACCUCCAGCCACAAGUACAUGCACAGUCACCUUCCACCUCAGGGAUGUCAAUGAUAACGCUCCUAUGCUGCUCAACAAGACUUUUGUUUUGUGUUCAAACCAUGCUGACAAGGUCAUAGUGCAUGCUAAAGAUGCCGAUGCUGAACCAUACGGUGGCCCCUUCAGUUUCUCCUUUGCAGAUGGUAAAACUGUGAACGAACGCUGGAAAAUAGAUCCUACCUACGGUGAAGAGGUUGGCAUUGUUUUGCUGAAGAAAUCUGACUACGGUAAAUACUCUGUGACAAUACGGAUUCAGGACAAACAGAGUCAAGCUAAGGAGGAGCAAUUAGACAUUGAGGUGUGCCAGUGUGACGAAAGCAGUGUUUGCCCAAAGAUCUUGUCAGUUGGCCUUGGUGACCCAGUCAUAGGAAUAAUUUGUGCAGGACUGCUUUCACUUCUAUUGUUGCUCCUUCUUUUGAAUUGCAAUCAACAAAAAAAUACAUUCCGUGUAAACAGUGAAGAAUACAUUCAGACACUGAUAAAGUACAAUGAAGAAGGACCGGGCACUGAUUGCAAGGUAAGUUGUGGAGUGACUGUGCUGACUACUGAGAGACCGCCAAUAUCAGAUCUCUGGACUGUCCUCGUCAAAUGUUUAACAUUUGACAUUUUAGCAUCAAAAACUCUUAAAAUAUAUGCACGUAAAUAAACUGGAUUGACAUAAAUUGGGUUCAUUAUACAUUUCAAGUCAAUUUAAGUGUUGCAAUGUGUAAUACUAUGUCAAUAACAACAUGUAUAUCUUUUUCAAUUUAGUCCAAAAUUAGCUUAGCUACUUAGCUGGAAAUGUCA